CUCUCUCUCUCUCUCUCGACCCGUGUAGGCUUUUACGAUACGUAAAUCAAUGCUAUAACUCGUAACUGUACAAUCGCUCUCUAUGCAUUAUAGGUGCACCCACGUCGACGUCAUCCUGACCUGCCAGAGAAAUCCUCAUGAAAGACUGGGAACUCAGUACUCAGAAUAGCAUCGGCAGUGCGGUGGCUGCAGCCGACACCAUUUCCUCACCGUGGACCCCCGCAAGUUCCGGGCCGCCGCCCGACGCCAACGGCACCGGCUCGGAUACCAAAAACCUCGACGUUGGCGACAUCAGCGAUGACGAGAAGGAUCUGUCGGCGGCGGACGCCGAGGGCGUGUGGUCGCCGGAUAUCGAGCAGAGCUUCCAGGAGGCACUCACCAUAUAUCCACCGUGCGGUCGGCGCAAAAUCAUCCUUUCCGACGAGGGCAAGAUGUACGGUCGUAACGAGCUCAUCGCCCGGUAUAUCAAGCUGAGGACCGGAAAAACGAGAACGCGGAAGCAGGUCUCGUCACACAUACAGGUCCUGGCGAGAAGAAAACUCCGAGAGAUCCAGGCGAAGCUUAAAGUGGACCAUGCGGCAAAGGAGAAGGCGUUGCAGACAAUGUCGAGCAUGUCGAGCGCCCAAAUAGUGUCAGCCGGCAGCGCGAUACACAACAAGAUGCCCCCCGCCUUGGUCGGGCCCUUAGCCCUUCACGCUUCCACCCCCGUCUCCUAUCCCGGAGCGCAAUUCUGGCAGCCGGGUCUGCAGCCGGGUACGUCGCAGGAUGUCAAGCCGUUCCCGCAGCCGGCCUACACCGGCAAGCCGGCGACGGCCGUGUCCAGCAGCGAAAUGGUGCAGACGCAACCGCCGCCACCGUGGGAGGGACGCGCCAUUGCCACGCACAAGCUCAGGCUCGUCGAGUUCUCCGCCUUCAUGGAACAGCAGAGAGAUCAAGACAAUUAUCAGAGGCAUCUGUUUGUGUGUAUAAACGGCUCGGCAAGCUACACCGACCCGCUGCUCGAGGCGAUCGACGUCAGGCAAAUAACCGACAAAUUCCCGGAGAAGAAGGGCGGCCUGCAGGAGCUGUACGAGAAGGGCCCCCAGGCGGCCUUCUUCCUCGUCAAGUUCUGGGCUGAUCUCAAUACCAACAUUCAGGACGAAGCCGGCGCCUUCUACGGUGUCACUAGCCAGUACGAGAGCAACGAGAACAUGACGAUAACGUGUUCGACGAAAGUCUGCUCGUUCGGCAAACAGGUCGUCGAGAAGGUAGAAACGGAAUACGCAAGGUUCGAGAAUGGCAGGUUCGUGUACCGCAUCAACCGUUCGCCAAUGUGCGAAUACAUGAUCAACUUCAUCCACAAGCUGAAACACCUGCCGGAAAAAUACAUGAUGAAUAGCGUCCUCGAAAACUUCACCAUUCUUCAGGUGGUCACAAAUAGAGACACACAAGAAACGUUACUCUGCACAGCGUACGUCUUCGAAGUUUCAACGUCCGAGCACGGUGCUUCGCAUCACAUAUACAGACUGGUCAAGGACUAGCCUGCUCGAUGAUUUCGUUCGCCGUGCAGCCAUCCACCCCCAUCAGUGCCUAUCGCUAACACGAGUCACACGCAUUCUCAUUGAAUUACAUCGCGCCUAGAUACGCGUCCACACAGUGCACACUCAUACACGCGACACAACUCUCGCACACAGACAGAGUAUAGCGAAUGUCAAGAGAAACCAAAUUUUUCAAAGCUACAAUCAAGCGUGAAAAAUGUACUCAAAACUACGCCCACACCUACACUCAAGUGCAUCAUUGUCACGCAUUGUUGUUGCGUAUGCCGGCCAAUCCGCCAUUCCGAGAUUUAAUCGUUGAUAUUCGAUGCAAAAAAAAAAAAAAAAAAAAAAAACACGAGAAAAAGAGCUUGUCGCACAAACAAAGACAAUUGUUUUUCUUAAAUUGCGUAUUGUGCAAUUUGUGCUCUGAUGUGCAUCAUCGGGCCAAACCUGCAUACCUGUGCAACAAAUGAUUUUAGGUAAAUUUCAAAGUCCUCGACAAUAAGAGAAAAUUUGCGUGCUUUCAGUUUUUAUUGUAUGUAAGGAGUAAGGAACAUGGUACAGAGACCAAUUUUUCAAUGUAAAGAAGAGAAAAAAAAGAUAAUAUAUUUACAUCUCGGAAAACGGCUUGGCGUGAACAUGACUUUAGUAUUAUUAUUUCAUUUUCAAAUACAAAAAAAAAUAAACAGCACACAAACACUUAAGUAUACAUAUAUUACGUAUAAGAGUAUAUGUAUAUGUUAAAUAUUAAUGCAAUGAUUACGAUUCACAUUGUUACAAAUGAUCGUGUAUAAAGCUAUAUAAGUGAUCUUUUAAGUUUACAUACGAAACGAGGGAAACGCUAAAGAGAUGCCAUUUGCGAAUAUCUAAUAACAGAUAAAUUUCUUUUUUAAUAUUCUCUCUGUUCUGUCUUUAUAUUUUUAAUUAAUCAAUGUCAGCGUAAAAAGAAUACGAGAUAUCUAUACUUUAUACAUACAAUUAAUCAUUUUGUAAAAGAGAUUAAGCGAAGAAGAGCGUGCUUAUGUCCUUUCAAUUUUAAACGCACUUCGAUCUAUCUAAAGGCUUACGUUGCAAAGCUACCUGUUUUUUUUCCACGUUUACAAUGAUUUUUUUUUAAAACAUCUUUUACCUAUGCUACACAUUUUCGUGCGAUCCCACCCACUUUUUUAGGCAUCGAUGCGUAGUUUUAGGAAGAUUUGUUUGUAUUUCUUAUAAUCACCUUUAUAUUUCUUAAGGCUCCCUUUUUUUCUAUAGUUCUUACAAGUCGAUGAUUUUCUUACUUAGACUACAGUUUGUUUUUAUUUUUAUGUUUAUAUAAGAGACAAUAUUCAAUCGUGCUGAAACUCUUUCGCCUUCAUUUAAAUAUUUUACGUUUGUAAUAAUAACGUAUGAGAAAAUCCUAGAUAAAGAUUUCAGAUUUCAUUUUUGUUUUGUACUUAAACAAAAAGAAUAUGAUCACAAAUCUUUUUUAAGCGCUGCUUUGACCAUCCUCUUUUUAAGAAAUCAAUAUUAUAUUUUGAUUCUUGUACAACGGUCUAAAGGAACUUCGUUUAGCGUUUUUCAGUAUCUCGGAUUUAGCAUCUUCUUUCGCGACAGAACUUGCCUACCAAGCAUUAAAUAAUAACAUAAGCAAGCAAGAAAAUAACUUUACUAUAAGGUAACUUUAAUUUAAUUACUAUAUUGUUACUUUAAUUAACGUUUACGAAACAUGUGGCAAUGUAUCUUGAUCUCUCUCUUUUAGUCAGAAAUAUGUUUGUUUUUGUUUUAAUUCAGGGUGAGAUUCAAAUUAUGCUGAGUGAUUUAAUAUUGGAUAUACGCAAUUGGUAAAUUUAUACGUCCAUUAUAUUGUGAAAAUUUAAAUCGCUUAGAAAAAGGAAUGGAAUUGGCAGCUUCUGUAUUUUUUUAGUUAUUGUUUUAUUUUUAUAGUUUGAUUUAACGCGGGGUGCUGAAUAAAAAUAUCGAUUUGAACUAUUGAUCAAAUUCAGAAGCCAUACAAAAUUUACAAGUUUAAUUAAAUUUGCAUAUUAGAGUUAUUAGCGAUUGGUCGGUCAAUUUAUAAACAAUUAUUCAAUGACGGCCAUUAGUUUUUACACUCUAUGCAUGCGCACUGUCCGCAACGCUAAUCAAUGAUCUCUUUUUUAAAGUUACUUAAGGUCCGUUGAUGCCAAAAUCUAAUCUGAAAUUUUAGCAUCUCUUGGCUAAAAGUCGAGUUGUGUAAUUUUUUCAUGGAUAAUGUUGUAAUGAUAAAUAAAAUAUUGUUUUUUGUAUUAUGCAAUGUCUUAUAAAUUUAAACAAAUUUCACUUGACUUACGUGUAUUUCGCCAUACGAAAGUAUACACAAUAAGAGACAGACCGGACAUGAAUUCGAUGAAUUAAGCACCGACGCUAAUAUUAUUAACAUUAGAGAAUAAUAAUUUUAAACUAAGUAAAUUACAAUUAUAAGAAAAGAUUAUGAAAAAAUAUAUUUAUCUAUGUCUUCUGUGAAGAUAGAAAAUAGUACUCUCUCACUUCUAUAUUGAUAAUAUCGAAAAAAAGUCUUAAUUAAAAGAACUUACAAGAAAUGUGAGCAUCAGCGGCGGUAGUUUAAAACAGAAAUAGUAUUUCAAUUGCAUAAAAUGAAUACCAUAUUGAACAAUCUACAGCACAUUUUAAUUCGUUGAUAAACAAUGUAUAUACUAAAAUGUUUACAGUAAAAUUUUUGGAAGAAUCAUGUCGAAAAGUUGCAGCAGUCAUUUUUUUUUUGGUUGAAAAAUAUAGUUAUACUUUUGCUAUUUUUUAACUUAAGAAUCUAAAAACUGCGAGCGUUAUAAUUUAAAGAUGACAGUGUUUGUAAGAAAAUGAGUUCGUAAGAGAUGAAGUGACUUCUGCGAUCCUAAUCUCGUUUAAAAACAAUAUUAAACGAUCUAUCAUUAUAUUUUCUUCAUACUUACCUUCAAUUCAUAUCCUGGAACUGCCAUAUCAAAUUAUUGAGCUUAUUUUGAAAAGAGAAUAAGGGAUAGAAAAAAGAACGAAAAUUUUACUUGUAUAUUACGUAUUCAUCAUUCAUGAAACGAAACGAGGAUCAAAGUAGUUGAUUUUAUCGAGUAAAUGGAAAUAAAUGAAAUGAUAUAUCAUAAAAUUAGAGGUUUAAAAAUAUAAUAGAACUCAGUAUAUGUACAGUAUUUGAAAAACAUGUUUAUAAUUUGUAUGGAAAAUAAAUAAUUGAUAU
Molecule: messenger RNA, 4725 nt
Organism: Phymastichus coffea
Lineage: Eukaryota; Metazoa; Arthropoda; Insecta; Hymenoptera; Eulophidae
Gene: scalloped
Product: protein scalloped
Exons: 9
Coding region: 138-1520 (460 amino acids)
Biological process (GO): regulation of transcription by RNA polymerase II; hippo signaling; embryonic organ development
Cellular component (GO): transcription regulator complex
Molecular function (GO): RNA polymerase II cis-regulatory region sequence-specific DNA binding; DNA-binding transcription factor activity, RNA polymerase II-specific
Source: RefSeq, a predicted model, not a curated record